Messenger RNA from Microthlaspi erraticum, 2529 nucleotides. The record is from the annotation of a GenBank genome assembly. NCBI's taxonomy places the organism in Eukaryota, Viridiplantae, Streptophyta, Magnoliopsida, Brassicales, Brassicaceae.
AUGGGAGGAGAUUUACGUCAUUUCAUCUCCCACGUUUCCCUCCUCCUCCUCUUUCUUUCCCUCCUCGCCGUCAAAACCAAUUCCUCUUUUACCCCUUCCGAUAAUUACCUCAUCGAUUGCGGCUCCUCCUCCGAAACAAAACUCCCCGACGGCCGGAAUUUCAAAUCCGAUCAACAAUCCGUCUCUUUCCUCCAAACCGACGAAGACAUCAAAACCUCCGUCGACUCAAUCCCAGUCUCCGAUCCCCUCCCCUUAUACCUAAGCGCCAGAAUCUUCGCCGGAAAAUCAACUUACUCCUUCUACAUUUCCCGACCCGGCCGCCACUGGAUCCGCCUCCAUUUCUACCCUCUCCCUCACCCUCUCCACAACCUCACCGACUCCGUCUUCUCCGUCACCACCGAAACCACCGUCCUCUUACACGAUUUCUCCCCCAGAGACUCUUCCUCAAUCGUCUUCAAGGAAUACAUAAUCUACGCCUCCGAGAAACUCUCUCUCUAUUUCAAACCCCACAAAGGCUCAAUCGCAUUCAUCAACGCCGUCGAGAUCGUCUCCGUCCCCGACGAGCUUCUCCCCGAUUCGGCUUCCUCUGUUCCUCAAGCUCCCGAUUUCAAGGGAUUAGGCAGCUUCUCUCUCCAAAUCACCCACCGGUUAAACAUCGGCGGCGAUUUAAUUUCCCCCAAAAUCGAUCCCCUCUCUCGCACUUGGCUCUCCGAUAAACCCUACAAUUCCUUCCCGGACGGAUCUCGAAACGUCACCGUCGACCCCAAAACCAUCACUUACCCGGAAGGCGGAGCCACGAGGCUGAUCGCUCCACAUCCGGUUUACUCCACGGCGGCGGAGAUGGCCGAUGCGCAAACCACGGAGCCUAAUUUCAAUCUCUCGUGGAGGAUGAGCGUUGACUCCGGUCACGAUUACUUCAUCAGGCUUCAUUUCUGCGACAUUGUGAGCAAAUCGCUCAACGAGCUCGUCUUCAACGUCUUCAUCAACAAGCUCUCUGCAAUCUCCGGACUCGACCUCUCCGCCAAAACCAACGCUUUAGGCACAGCUUAUUACACCGAUUUCGUGCUCAACGCCUCCGCGAUAACCAACGGUUCGAUCUUGGUUCAAGUCGGUCCGACUCCGAAUCUUCAUUCGGCUAAACCGAAUGCGAUUCUCAACGGUUUAGAGAUCAUGAAGCUGAACAACGCAGCCGGAAGUUUAGACGGACUCUUCGGCGUCGACGGGAGAUACAAAGGGCCUAGCGGCGGGAUGUCGUCGAAGAAGCUUGCGAUUGCCGGUAUCGGAUUCGUCAUGGGUCUAACCGCUUUUUUCGGGGUUGUCGUCUUGCUUGUGAGAUGGCAGAGACGACCUAAAGACUGGCAGAAACAGAACAGUUUCUCGUCGUGGUUGCUUCCUUUGCACGCAAGUCACUCGAGCUACAUCUCUAGCAAAGGAGGCUCGUCGACGUCGAGGCGGAUGAGUAUUUUCGGGUCGAGGAAGAGCAAGAGCAACGGUUUCUCUAGCUUCUUCUCGAACCAAGGGUUAGGCCGGUAUUUCCCGUUCACCGAGUUGCAGAUCGCGACGCAGAAUUUCGACGAGAAGUCUGUGAUCGGAGUCGGAGGAUUCGGGAAAGUGUAUAUCGGGGAAAUCGACGGUGGGACGCAAGUGGCGAUCAAAAGAGGGAGUCAGAGUUCGGAGCAAGGCAUCAACGAGUUUCAGACGGAGAUUCAGAUGCUGUCCAAGCUCAGACACAGGCAUUUGGUUUCUCUGAUCGGAUUCUGCGACGAGAACAAAGAGAUGAUUCUCGUCUACGAGUUCAUGUCAAACGGUCCUUUACGUGACCAUUUAUACGGCUCUAAAGAAAACGACCCUAACCCUAUACCUACCUUGUCCUGGAAGCAACGUCUAGAGAUCUGCAUCGGAUCGGCUCGUGGGCUACACUAUCUCCACACGGGUGCAGCGCAAGGGAUCAUUCACCGUGACGUCAAAACCACCAACAUUCUCUUGGACGAGAACUUGCUCGCUAAAGUCUCCGACUUUGGACUUUCCAAAGAUGCCCCUAUGGAGCAAGGGCAUGUGAGUACUGCGGUGAAGGGUAGUUUCGGGUAUUUAGAUCCCGAGUACUUCCGGAGACAGCAGCUGACUGAUAAAUCCGAUGUUUACUCGUUCGGUGUGGUGUUAUUCGAGGUUUUAUGUGCGAGGCCAGUGAUAAACCCACAGUUACCUAGAGAGCAAGUUAACUUAGCGGAAUACGCUAUGAAUUUGCAUAGGAAAGGUAAUUUGGAGAAAAUUAUUGACCCUAAAAUUGUGGGGACGAUUAGUAAAGGAUCGUUGAGGAAAUUCGUGGAGGCUGCGGAGAAAUGUUUGGCCGAGUAUGGUGUUGAUAGGCCUGGAAUGGGAGAUGUGUUGUGGAAUCUUGAGUAUGCUUUGCAGCUUCAGGAAGCGUCUGCUCAAGCUGAUUUGUCGGAGGAUAAGACUACAAUGAACAUUCAAAUGGAAUUUUCCGGCGAGGAAAUGCAGACUCAGACUCCGCCGCGUCCGUUGCCGUGA